Jatropha curcas is the source of this 728-nucleotide messenger RNA. Its product is annotated as large ribosomal subunit protein eL36y. Gene Ontology annotation, molecular function: structural constituent of ribosome. The record is from RefSeq and is a predicted model, not a curated record. NCBI's taxonomy places the organism in Eukaryota, Viridiplantae, Streptophyta, Magnoliopsida, Malpighiales, Euphorbiaceae. Gene Ontology annotation, biological process: translation. Gene Ontology annotation, cellular component: ribosome.
AUCACCAUGUUAUCCUUCUACUAGCCCGACCCGAAUUGCUUCUUUAAAUACUCAUCUCUCUGGAUCAAAACCCUAGGGUUCUUUUGGCCGCAGACUCUUUCUGUCCAAGUGCUCGGAGGUUGUCCAGGAAAAUCUUCUGCGGAGCUGUUUGGUUAUGGCUCCAAAACAGCCAAAUACUGGCCUUUUCGUAGGCCUAAAUAAAGGACAUGUAGUGACUAAAAAGGAAUUAGCUCCACGCCCUUCUGAUAGAAAGGGGAGAACUAGCAAGAGGGUCAGUUUUGUGAGGAGCAUUAUCAGGGAGGUGGCUGGUUUUGCUCCUUAUGAGAAGAGGAUCACUGAGCUUCUAAAGGUUGGAAAAGAUAAGCGUGCACUGAAGGUGGCAAAGAGAAAGUUGGGUACUCAUAAGAGAGCCAAGAAGAAGCGUGAGGAAAUGUCUUCUGUUCUUCGGAAAAUGAGAGCUGGUGGAGCUGCAGAGAAAAAGAAAUGAGUGCUACAGCCAGAUUGCAGAUCUCUUCAUGGAGUUUCUUUGCAGCAUUUAGUGAUGCUUAUUUUAUUUUGGUGUUGCCUGUUUCCGUUUUGAAUUAUUGGGUAGUUCUUAUUUAGUAUGUAAUCUCGACUAAAAUUUUCUUAUAGAGUUAAAUUAACUAAUGAUUUUGAGUUUAAUAUUUUUUUGUUGUGUUAAGUCUAUCAUGUGAUGAUUAUGUUAUGAAAGUAAUUUGUUGCAGAAA